Messenger RNA from Ricinus communis (castor bean), 2742 nucleotides. Its product is annotated as F-box only protein 13. The transcript is spliced from 2 exons. Gene Ontology annotation, molecular function: protein binding. Bases 1264 to 2502 code for a protein of 412 amino acids. NCBI's taxonomy places the organism in Eukaryota, Viridiplantae, Streptophyta, Magnoliopsida, Malpighiales, Euphorbiaceae. The record is from RefSeq and is a predicted model, not a curated record.
GUGUUAUUAAAUUUGGACACAAGAUGUUAAUAUUUUAAAAAACAAGUCUUUUUCCAGGAAACAAACGGGGAUGAGAUCUAAACCUGAGGAGAUGGAGAUGGAGAUGGGGAGUAAAAGGAAAUUAUAGUUGAUAUAGGCAAAGCCCUAGUAUAGUGAAUAGAAGGUCCAAAGGAAGUGAGUUGGAGCAAAGCUAGGGUUUGAGGCCCAGUUAUUUAGGGGACCAACCCGUGAAAAACGGAGAAUCAGAGGAAGGAAGGAGACGCCCAUGGCAGUGGCAGUGGCAGUGGCAAUGGCAUCGAGAUCUCUGCAGUGCAAACACGGGAAAAGAGAUCGUGAUUAACGGCUUUUUUGUCUUUAGAUAUUAUUAUACAUUUCCUUUCUUUCUUUUUUUUUUUUUUAAUUAUUAUUUUUCUAAUCAUAUUAUUUACAUUAGAUUAUAUUUGUUUGAAGUGUUUGUCUAUAAGGAAUCAAUUCUUAAGGCAUUGACUUGUAAACCCAAAGGCCCCAGAGAGAGAAGAAAAUGAGAUUCCUAAACAAGGAGCCAAAGGAAAUUACUUUCCUUUUCUUUUCUUUUCUUUUCUUUUCUUUUCUUUUCUCUUUAUUUCGUUUCCUUUUUUCUUUGCAAAGGUCAGCAGCAGCAGUAAAACUCUCUCUCUUCUCUCUUUGACAUGGAAAUGUUUUCUUCUUAUUUUAUUUUGUUUGCUUUUCUUUUACUCUAUCAGUAGCUACGUGUGUUUUCGCUUUCUUUUUAUGCUUAAAGUGGAGCCACACAUGUGCAAUCCCAGCUGCUGCUUACUUACUUGCACUUUGUUAUUUGGAUCUAAACUCCAUUGUAACCCAAACCCAAAGUCCAACCCAAGAAUCCAAUGUUUUCUUUUCUUUUUCUCUCUUUUUUCCGAGGUUUAGUCAACUACUACUCUACUCUCCUCCCUCCCUCUUCUCUUCUUUCUAUUUACUCUCUAUAGUGUCAACGCCAAGCUAAAGCUAAGGCUAUAAACCUAGGAACCUUCCUCCUGCCCUUCCUCUCUUGCUAAAUCUUUGCCCUUUGCUUUUUCUCUUUUUUUGUUGGUUUUGUCGUUGUCCCUUACUCUUUAAAUUCCAAUUGAGUAAGACCCACAAUACCUCUACUACUUUGCUAAAUCCUCCUCCUGCUGUUGGCUGUUUCUUGUUUCAGUAUCAGUAUCUCUCUCUCUCUCAAUUUUUUCAGGUUUCAACUUCUCCACACAGUAUCAACAGUUGAUAUUUUCAAGUUGUAAUUUAUCCAUGGAGCACUAUGAAUUUUGGGCUUCAGUACCAAGCAGGAAGAGGAAGUCGCAAGAAGAAGAUCAUGACAUGGUCAGCAUCUGUCUGGAUGAACUCAAUCAAGACCUUCUUGAGAGGGUUCUUUCCUGGCUACCCACUUCCACAUUCUUUCGCCUUAGGUCAGUAUGCAAGAGAUGGAAAUCAGUUGCAGAUUCUACCAGUUUUAAGUUUGCCUGCUCUGAGGUUCCUUCAAGAGAUCCAUGGUUUUUCAUGGUGGAUCCCAAUCUUAACAAAUGGACCGUCUUUGACUCUGCUGAAAGAAGUUGGAAGAAACUCAAUCAUCCAGCUUUCCUCCAGCAUAGCAGCUCUAACUGCGAUUCCAUGCCUGUUGCAGCUUCUGGUGGCUUAGUUUGCUUCCGCAAACAAUCAGGCGCUUUAAUCGUGUGCAAUCCUGUGACAGGAUCUUGUCGCGGAGUCCCUCCAGCUCAUCUAGAAUCAGGAAGUCAAUCCCUUCAUGCUAUUGCAAUGACUACGUAUAUGAAAAAUCAGCAGUCUUAUAAGCUUGUUUUAGUAUCUGGUGAACUACCGAAACUGUCAUGCAGGAUGUAUAAUUCAAGCGCUAAUUGCUGGGAUGAGGAGAUUUUAUUGAAAAGGAAGGUUGAUGAAUCUCAAGAAUUCGACGCAGCUGAUGACAAUGCUGUCUACUUCCUCAGUAAAGCAGGAAAUGUUGUGGCAACUGACAUGCAAAGAAGCCCAUCUAAACAAUAUUCAUCAGUAAUGACUGUUAAAAAUGGAGAGGAAACUGCUUAUUUCCUUAGUUCAUCAGGCACAAUCGUAGCUUGCAAUCUGACCGGCAAGUGCUUCUUUGAGUACCCAAGGCUAUUGCCUGUAUUUUACGAGUACUCAAUCGAUAUAGUGGAAUGCAGAGGAGAAAUGCUAGUUGUAUUGCUAUCAGAAUUUUUUGGAAGUGCAAGCCUCAGGAUAUGGAGGUUCAGUGAAGAUAUUCGAUCUUGGCAACAGAUUGCAGCAAUGCCUCCAGCAAUGUCGCACGAGUUCUAUGGCAAGAAGGUGGAUAUAAACUGUGUUGGAGCUGGUGACCAGAUAUUUAUAUGCUUAAACUCUGCUGAGUUCUUCAGUUACAUAAUGUGUAAUUUGAGGAACAAUGAUUGGGUUGAAUUGCCAAAAUGUUUUAUGAAUGGUGAAGCUGUGGAGUUCAUGUCUGCCUUCUCAUUUGAGCCCAGGAUCGAAGCUUCUGUUUGAGAACAAGAUUCUUUUGCAGAUUAGGAAUGUGCUAAUGAUUGUAAUUGCUAUUUGUGAUACUUUUUCUUUUCUUCUGUUCUUCUCCUUAUUUUUUAUGAUCUGUUGUAAUUUCUUUUUUCUUGUAUUCUUUUUAUGUGAGAUUAUUCUGGGAAAUUAGCCAGUGUAGGUUUGCAUGAAUUUGACGAUGAAAAUUUGUUUGAUUAAUUUAUAACAACACACUGCAGUUUUUCUUUUGCUUCA